AUGAAGGCCAUCAUCGUGCGCACAUCUUCGAUUUACGAAGCGAGUGGCAUGGCAUGCAAGGCUCUGGCCUGCUGCAGUACGAUCGACAAUUUGUUUGAAACCUUGGAUUUUGAUGGAGGCACUGCCGAAAUACUCCUGCAAUAUGUUUUUGAUGGGAGGAGUGCAAUCGCUUUGACGAUAUCCAGUGCGUUCGGAAAGGUCGAGGAAGCUGAGUGCAACUCAAGCGGUUCGUGUGCACACAAUAGGAAAGUAAAUGACUACACGAUCAACCUGCAAAGCAGAAGUGUUCCCCACGAAGGAGGCAAAUCUCCACUAACAGCAAUGAAAACCUUCUUGAGGACGCUCGUUUCCAGGACAUCUACGGUCUACGACAGC
Messenger RNA from Mesorhabditis spiculigera, 375 nucleotides. Lineage: Eukaryota; Metazoa; Nematoda; Chromadorea; Rhabditida; Rhabditidae. The record is from the annotation of a GenBank genome assembly.